GUAGGUUGCUUAAGUCCAAAGCCAAAACCCAUAAAAAAUAUGAAUAAUGAAAAAUACAUAAUCGGCCGGCCGCCAUCAUUAACUUCCGAUCAAGUUACCGAAACUCUGCAUCGGACCCGGGUUUUUUCACUUUCCUCCCCAUUUUCCCUCACUUUCUCUUCAUCCAAGUAAACCCCGUCUCUUUCCACCAAGCUGAAAAAUCAAAAAGUGAACUUUUUUUUCCUUCUCUCAAAUGGAUUUCAACGAACUAGAAGCAAUCGAGGGCCUGCGAUGGCCGUGGCACUCAUGGCCCACAUCGAAGCCCGACGCCGCUUCGUUGACGAUCCCACUCUCCGUCAUGUGCACGCCGUUGACGGAGUUCUCGGAGCUCCCGAUCCUCCCUUACGAGCCUCUCGUUUGUUCCAAAUGCGGCGCCGUUUUGAACCCCUACGCGCGCGUCGAUUACGCUCACCGUAUCUGGUUUUGCUCCUUCUGUUUCUCCAAAAACCGUUUCCCUCGAACCUACUCUUCUUCCCUAGAAGAAUCCAACCUCCCGGCCGAGCUCUUCCCCAAUUACAGCUCCGUUGAGUACGCAAAGACCGUUCAUUCCGCUCCCAAGCCUAUGAGGUCGUUGUUGUCGUCGUCGUCGUUGUCAUCGAUGACGUCUUCGAUGUCCGGAGAGGUGGGGGGAAGAGGGCCGGCGUUUGUGUUCGUGGUUGAUGGUUGUAUGGAGGAAGAGGAGUUGAGAGCCGUUAAGAGUGAGCUGCGGCGCGUGGUGGAACAGUUGCCCGAGAAUGCGUUGGUUGGCUUGGUUACAUUUGAUGCGAUGGUGAAUGUGUAUGACCUCGGGUUUUCGGAGUGUUUGAGGGUUGUCGUGUUUCAUGGUGACCGCGAGCUUUCUUCCCAGCAGGUACAAAAGUUUCUCGGAAUCGGUGGUACGAAUAUGCAGCAACUUGGAAAGUGUCCUGCUAUCCAAAAGCAGAGUUUUCUGCUGCCAAUAUCGGAAUGUGAAUUCAGUAUAACGUCUGCAAUAGAGGAAAUCCGUUCCUCUGUGCAGGUGACACCAGGUCAUCGGCCUCAAAGAUCUACUGGAGCGGCAAUAGCUACUGCACUCGGACUUUUGGAAGGAUGCUUGGUUAACACGGGGUCCAGAAUCAUGGUCUUCACAGCUGGACCUGCUACUCGUGGCCCUGGGAUUGUUGUAGAAUCGGAUCUUGCUAUUGCAAUUAGGAAUCAUAAGGAUCUCGUAAACGGUCAGGCACCGUACUACCAGAAGUCUUGCGACUUUUAUAAGAGAUUAUCGCAGAGGCUAUGUGAUUCAUCUAUUAUUCUUGAUUUGUUCGCUUGUUCUUUGGAUCAAGUUGGAGCAGCGGAGCUUAAGGUCCCUAUUGAGAGUUCGGGGGGAUUCAUGAUUCUAGGGGAGUCUUUUGAAUCCGAUCAAUUCAGAAAAUGCAUGCGUCAUAUAUUUAGUCACAAUGAAGAGGGGAAUUUGAAGAUGUAUUUCGAUGCAACCAUCGAGAUAGUGACUACUAAAGACUUAAAAAUCUGCGGAGCCCUUGGACCUUGUGUUUCUCUUCGGAAGUUGAAUACUUUGGUGUGCGAGAAUGCAAUCGGGGAUGGUGGUACUUAUAUGUGGAAGUUGGGGAGACUUACUAGUAAAACAUGUAUUGCUUUCUUCUUCCAAGUAAGCUAUGAGCAUAAACCUCAACCUGGGGCUGCCUUUUUGAUACAGUUCAUAACACGCUAUAGAGAUGGGAACAUGGGAAUUCGGAAACGGGUGACAACCGUUGCAAGGAGAUGGGUUGCGAAGCAGUCACCGGAAAUUCGUGCUGGCUUUGAUCAGGAAGCAGCAGCUGCAGUUAUGGCCAGACUUGCCAUCCAUCAAGCAGAGACAUGUCUUGCUGGAGAUGUUAUCAGAUGGAUGGAUGAUACACUUAUAUGGUUUGCUUCCAAGUUCGGAGACUAUAUACAAGAAGAUCCUUCGUCUUUUCGUCUUGCAUCAAACUUCUCGCUUUAUCCCCAAUUCAUAUUCUAUUUAAGGAGGUCCCAAUUUCUUGAUGUCUUUAACAGCACUCCCGACGAGAGUGCAUUCUUUCGACUGAUGCUGAAUCGGGAAGGAGUUACAGAUUCUAUUGUCAUGAUCCAACCCACACUUCUACAAUAUUCCUUUGAUGGACCUCCAGUUCCGGUUCUCUUAGAUAUUCGCUCGUUAUCCCCGGAUGUUAUUUUACUCUUCGACUCGUACUUUUGUGUGGUUAUUCAUUAUGGAUCCAAGAUUGCUCAAUGGAGAAAGCUCGGUUACGAUAAAGACCCGAACCACGGGAACCUGAGAAAGUUGUUCGAGGCCUCGGAGCUCGAUGCAGGUCAAUUGGUGGCCGAACGAGUUCCACCUCCAAAGCUUGUUAAAUGUGACCAGCAUAGCAGUCAAGCAAGGUUUCUUCUAGCAAAGUUAAACCCAUCGGUUACUCCAGAUUCGACUUAUUCGGAUGGUUCAGACAUUUUAUUUACAGAUGAUUUGAGCUUACAAGUUUUCAUAGAACACUUGCAAGCCCUUGCAGUGCAGGGCUAACUAAAUGAGAUUUUGUACACAUCUCUUUAGGGUUACAUAUAUUUGUUUAGUGUGAUUUCCAAACACAUUCGCUUUAGAUCCAUACAUAUGUGUCAUUUCUGCUACAACUCUAAUUUUACUUGUUCUUUAUGCCUUGGAUUUCUGUACUUUGUAAACUAGCAAUCAAAACUUAUA
Messenger RNA from Hibiscus syriacus, 2722 nucleotides. RefSeq names its product protein transport protein SEC23-like. The record is from RefSeq and is a predicted model, not a curated record. The transcript has 2 exons. The coding region runs from base 233 to 2548 and encodes 771 amino acids. Gene Ontology annotation, cellular component: COPII vesicle coat; endoplasmic reticulum exit site. NCBI's taxonomy places the organism in Eukaryota, Viridiplantae, Streptophyta, Magnoliopsida, Malvales, Malvaceae. Gene Ontology annotation, biological process: intracellular protein transport; COPII-coated vesicle cargo loading; endoplasmic reticulum to Golgi vesicle-mediated transport. Gene Ontology annotation, molecular function: GTPase activator activity; zinc ion binding.